This is a messenger RNA of Periconia digitata, 1343 nucleotides long. Lineage: Eukaryota; Fungi; Ascomycota; Dothideomycetes; Pleosporales; Periconiaceae. The record is from the annotation of a GenBank genome assembly.
UGUAGUGAUGAUGAUUGCCUUGAUCUGGAUUGACUAGAUUGAUUCCCGCCAGACUAGUUUGUCUCCAAUGAGAUCGAUUUUGCCGGCUAAUCCGUGUCCGGGAGAAUUGAAUAGAUGGUCAAAUAUCGAACGACCUCGCUUUGGAAGGGUAAUAUAAACAAUGCAACACAACGAUCAUGGGUCGGUAUGGAUAAAAUGGAUGCCGAAAGUUUCGAUCAAAAUGAGCUCAUCUGGCUGUCUUCAACGUAGCCAAACAUUCAACAUUUUCCACACGAUGGAUUGAGCAGCGUUCACAGUUUUUGACACUUCAACGUUGGAGCAUCGCGCAGGCUGGAGAACCUGUAGUUUUGCGAUGCAGACGCCAAUCUUAUUAGGGUUACGCACCGUCUUUCUCUUGUUCGUCAAUCUAUUCAUAACAGAUUGUACGGCUCAAUCACCAACACCGACACUGAACUCGAUAUCUUCCCCAACAGCAUCAGCUUCCGGCUCUCAACACUUCAUUCAUCCGGCAGGAGGCGACGUACUUACGCUUGGGACCACGCUCACAAUACGCUGGACCGCAAUCACAAACUACAAAUACGUAACCAUCCAAUUGCGGGACAAUACCUCCCAAGGAUUUAGUCAAGAUCUGCUUACGCCCUGUACUCCAUUUUCGCGGAAAUACUGUGGGAACAUCGCGACACAUGCACCAAACACGGGAAGCUUUGAGUGGGUGAUACCUAUUCCAGUGAACGGGACCGAUAGCACCGGCCAUACUUUCCCACGCGGAGAACGAGUUUUCUGGUUGAAAAUGUUUGUAGAAGAUUUCAUAAACGCUGAGACUGGUAACAAACAGCCGGUUUUAAGCUACAGCCAGAUAUUUGCCUUUGCAAAAGAGGGGGAGAGUGGAACAACAGUGUCUGUUGACGUAGCUACCUUGAUGGUGGCGGGAGGCCUCCCAUUGGAGACUAUAGCGCUGACCGACGCGGCCCCAGGAAGUAUUACUACGCAAACUGCUGAGGCAACCACAGUCACGGCAGGCGAUACAGCCAAGGCCUCCACAUCUACAACAAGGAAAGCAUCUUUCAAAAGCAGCCAUUCGGUAAAACGUGCCGUAGACGGAGGAUUGGUUGUCAUGGCGAGCGUAUUCGGAAUUGAAUCUCUUUUGUCAUGGAUGUAGAUGCGAAAACUACACUUGCGUCUCAAUGCGCAAAUAUACAUCUCAAAAGUGGCCACGUCUGGAGUUUGCCAUGAACAGAGCUUCUUUCCGUCCGCCAACCUCGAAUUAUAUGUAAACGCGGCCAUGUGGCCGCCGAAAACACGUUGAGAUUUCAGAUAUCGCGAAAUGCUCAAUGACUUGGUAC